GCCGCAAAGGGUUAAGGAGCGGGCGGCGGAGCCUGGCUGCCCCUGCCGGGGGACUGGGGAAAAUUACAAGAGGGAGGAAAAAUAAGGCAUAAAACCAGACAGGUAGCCGGGGGUGCGGAGUACUGCUGCAUCUCCUGCCCCCACCUCCGCUGCCCGCCCGGGGGGACAGCGCGGGACGCGGAGGCCGGGGCGCAGCAGCGGGACGACAAUGCAGCAGGCGGAGAAAGCAGGAGGGGCAGCGCACGGCAACAUGGAGGGAGGCGCGGAGCGGGCCAGCCCCUGAUGCGGCUCUUUCUCCUCCUCCUCCUCCGGGCAGCGGCUCCGGCGGCGAUUCCCUCCCUGGCGGCGGCUGGCGGCGGCGGGUGGAAAUGAGCAGGUCGGCGGCGCUUCUCCUCUGCUUGCUCGGCUGCAACGUGUGGAAGGCGGUGACCAAAACCUUAGGGGCGCCCGAGGCGGCUCAAGAAGUAACGCUGAAGGUCCAUGUAAGCGAUGCCAUCACACAUCAGCCAGUAACUGAAGCCUUCAUUGAGAUUUUUACCAACCAGAUCUCCAUUGCAUCUGGAACCUCAGGAACAGAUGGCACUGCCUUCCUCAAGUUUCAGUAUAAAUUGGGCAAUCAGCUGAUAGUGACUGCUAGUAAACAUGCCUAUGUGCCAAAUUCUGCACCAUGGAAACCUGUAAGAUUGCCUGGUAAGAGAUCUUUAUUUUUGUUCUGAGUGUUCUCUUCACUGAGUCUCGGCCUUCUUCCUGAACGCUCAGCUACUCUAAUGGUCUAUGAUGAUGUAGUCCAGAUAGUCUCAGGAUUUCAAGGUGCACGGACUCAGCCACAAGUUCACUUUCAGAGAAGAUCUGUGAAGUUACCAGAGAACACGAGCUACAGUGAUUUGACAGCGUAUCUGACUGCAGCCAGUUCACCCUGGGAAGUGGACAGUUUUCCUUAUUUACAGGGAUUAGAUGGAAAUGGAACAGGAAACAGCACCCGGUACGACCUCACCCCCGUCACUGCAGUCAGUGUUCAUCUCCUCAACAGCGAUAGGACUCCAAUCCCCGUGAAUGGCCCCAUCUAUGUAACAGUGCCUCUGCCAGCAAACAGCAACUUGAAGCACAAUGCACACGUUCCAGCCUGGAGGUUUGACCAAAAAUUUGGGACAUGGCUGAAGAGUAGUUUGGGCCUUGUGCAACAAGAGGGAAAUCAGUUGACUUGGACUUACAUUGCACCUCAGCUGGGCUACUGGGUUGCAGCCAUGUCACCUACUAUCCCAGGUCCCGUUGUAACACACGACAUUACCAGCUAUCACACAAUGUUUCUUUUGGCAAUUUUAGGAGGGAUGGCUCUCAUACUUCUAGUCUUGCUGUGUCUUCUUUUGUAUUAUUGCAGAAGAAAAUGUCUAAGACCACGGCAGCAUCAUAAGAAACUGCAACUUUCCACAGCACUGGACACUUCUAAGAAGGAUCAAGCAACUUCUAUGUCCCACAUAAAUUUAAUAUUUUCCCGUCGUGAGUCAGAAUUUCCUGGCGGGCUAUCUGUUGCUAGCAAUGGACACACUGAAAACUCAGGUGCAAAGGAAUUAAUCAGUGCUGUCCACAUGGAGAUGGUAUCACCUAGUGGAGAAGCAGAUAUGCACACACCUAUGCUCAAACACUCAUUCAGCACUUCCCAGGAGUUCAGCUCCCGAGAGGAACUGCUCUCUGACAAGGAGAAAGACAAGAGCAGAAUUUCCUUGGAUGACCUGACUCCCAGCGGGUCUCUAAGAAAAGACUACCACAAAUCAGCAGAUAGUUUUCCUUUAAAGCCAAGAAAAUCUACAGAAAUGCCUGAAGGCUAUGAGUCGCCUGUCAAAGAUGAGUACAGGAGAAGCUACAAUGCUAUGCUGUCUCAGCCUUUAUUUGAAAAGCAAGAGAGAGAAAUUCAAGUAUCUAUGAACCAUAUUGCUACUGGAAGUAAAUACAAUAUUCAGGAACAAAUAUACCCCCCACCUUCAGCGCCUGAGAAAGAGCUGCUGGACUGCAGACCUACUGAUUGUAUGAUGUCUCGUUCAGUGGAUCACCUUGAAAGACCUACAUCUUUCCCUCGACCAGGUCAGUUAAUCUGCUGCAAUUCUGUUGACCAAGUCAACGACAGUGUUUACAGAAAAGUUUUGCCUGCAUUGGUCAUCCCAGGUCACUAUAUGAAAUUGCCAGGAGAACACCCUUUUGUUAGCCAGCCACUGGUUGUCCCAGCUGACCAGCAGAUUGGUAUAGAAAGACUUCAGGCUGAGCUUCCUAACCCUCAUGCGCGGCUUUUUCCACACCCCCCCCAACAGCUGCAACCCCAACAGUUAGCAUCCCAAGCAAUAUCUCAGCAGCAUUUGCAAGAUGCAGGUGCAGUGGAGUGGAGUCAACAAAACGCUUCCAUGUCUGAAUCUGUUUCCAUUCCUGCCUCACUUAAUGAUGCAUCCCUGGCUCAAAUGAAUAGUGAAGUGCAGCUUCUUACAGAAAAGGCUUUGAUGGAAUUAGGAGGCGGAAAGCCAUUGCCUCAUCCUCGAGCAUGGUUUGUUUCUCUAGAUGGGCGUUCAAAUGCUCACGUUAGACAUUCAUACAUCGAUCUCCAAAGAGCUGGUAGGAACGGCAGUAACGAUGCCAGUUUGGACUCUGGUGUUGACAUGAAUGAACCAAAAUCUGCCCGAAAGGGAAGAGGAGAUCAUCUAUCUGCACCCCAGAGUCACCCGCCAGAGCAAGAGCACCGGCAGAGGGAGAGGAAGGUUUCUGAUAGCACAGCUUACACACAACUCGUGUACUUGGAUGACAUGGACCAAAGUGGCAGUGAGUGUGGAACAGCAGUGUGUAGCCCUGAGGACAAUGCUCUACGAUGCCUACUAGAAGGCACCAGUAAGAGGAGUGGUGUGCAGCUGCCCAGCCUGCAGGAGGAAACAAGAACUGGGGAUACCAAACCAGAGCCAUUAACUAGUCCUGAACACGGAACAUCAGGUCAAGAUGAUGAGGAGGAUGAGGAAGAUGACCAAGGUGAAGAUAAGAAGAGUCCUUGGCAGAAACGAGAGGAAAGACCACUAAUGACUUUCAAUCUAAAGUGAGCUAUUGUGAAAAUCCACCAUUCUGUGGUGUAUAAAAUUGCCAAAUAUUCUUUCUGUGGAAGUGCUUGAUUUAUUUUUUUUUCCUUUGUUUUUGUUGUGGAGAGACGAAAAAAAACAAACUGUGGUGAGCAACAUUUGAAAGAACUUAAAUGCAUUACUGUGUAAAUGUUAGAAAAGAUUUAAAAUCAUUCCUCUGAUUCAAUGGCUGCCUCCAGUGAGAUAGCUGAACAAAGAGUGUGAUUGCUAUUUCAUAUACUUUAUAUUGGUCAGCCAGGAUGUUGAAAAUACUGACGAAUUGUUUUGGUUUGUUUGUGACCUCAAUCUCCUUAUGAAUGGGAGCUGGUGAAGCUUUUGUUUUGUAGGCCAAUUUUACGUGGAUAAUGCUACUGAAAGUAUGUUAAAAACAAGAGUUAGACACGUGGUGUCCAGAAUUGUGCAUUAUCUCAAUGAAAGGCUAUGCAUUGCUGCUUUUAGUAAUAUUUUGCUUAUACUAUGCUUUUCUUAAUUUUACAAGUUGGUUGUAAACAUUUUAUGUCCUUUACUGUAAACUACUCAGCAAUUUAUUUUAAUGUAAAACUACAGGAAACUUGAGUAGCAUCCCUUAGCAUUGAAGCCUUUUUAUGAAACCAAACUGAACUUUAUGUCGACUAAGAUUCCUCCAGUUCUGGUCCCAUUUACUCAAAGUGCCUUUUUUACAGUAACAAUGAACAGUCCCUUCUUUUGCUAACUCCUUUUAAUUGACCCCAUUUGGGAUUUUAUAAACUUCUGGACUUCUACCUUUUAUUUUAAGCUGCAUGCCAAGAGUCCCAUUUUGUGCUGAGCAUUUCUCAUUUCAGUACAGUGUAUUCUGUAGCUAUCAUGUAUAUUGUGGAUUCUGUUUAGCCAGGGUAGACUUAGAAGACAUUUUAAAGGGCCCAGAGUAGCCAAGAAGAUAGUUUCAUUGACUGUAUAUAUUGUUAGUUUCCUCUGGAAUCAUAUGAGCUAAUCAUGCUCAUAUAAAAUGGACUAUGGAUCGAGCAAGUGGACUGAAUGUGUCUAGAAAAAUUUGGGGAAAAAAAAAUGUACUAUCCAAAAGUGCCAGAGUGACUCUUCUGUGCUUUCUCUUUACAGAGCUGCUUGGUUAUCCAAAAAUUAUAAUUGAAAAUAAACUGCAAAAAAUAUCUUUGUGGAUUUUUUCCUCUAGUGGUCACCACAUUAUUUUAUAUUAUUUAAUAAGAAAAAUACUUGGGUUUCACUUUUGCUGUGCAUAUUUAUGCUUGUGUGACUUAGUGACACACUUUCUUAUGCAGUUCUCACGAACUUCAGCCGAUACUGAAGUUUAGGCCCUUUUUCAGAAACGUAUCCUCCCUAUCUUGAUAAAUACGUAACUAUUUGCUAAAGUAUCACUGGAGACUUUGGAAAUGAAAUCCUGCGAUCACCAGAAUUCUCUAUGGAGUCAUGCUUCCUGUGGGACCAGUUUUCUUUCUGAGAUUUCUGUGGGUACUCAUACUUACUGCACACUUCUCACUUCUUCAUGAAUUGGGUUCAAAGAACAGAAAGCGUGUGACAUCCACUCUUGUAGAAUCCUUUGUCUACUUUCAGUUUAUCAUGUAUCAUUCAAUUUUUUUUUACGCAGCAUUAGCAGCAGUCAUGCUUAAUAAUUAGUACGUAAUCUCUAAAAUGAUUAGAGAAAGUGUUCUAUAGUUCCUAUUUCAUUUUUAAUAAUAAGCCCUGAUUCAGAUUCAUUGCUCUUUUUUUUAAGUAGAUUUCAAGGUUUGCUUAGGAGUCCAGUGUUGUAAUUUCCAUUUUACUGAAUGUCUUACCUGGGAGUCCGGGCUCGAGCCAGGAACCAAAUCCCGAUUUCCUAGUUCCCCGUCCAGUGCUCCUCUCCAUCCACGAAGCCACAUCACCUCUGUUUUGCUUUAAUUCGCGUUUGGAAGUGGUAUAUGUCUUAAAUCUAAAAUAAUAUUUGUGAAGUGCUUUGAAUAUUGAUAUCACCAUAUUAGCAGUAAGUUAUGUUGUAGUCAUCACAUACGUUCCCGGUCCUUUCCUGUUUUGUUUAGGAAAUUUGCUACUGACCAUAUGUGAACUGGCUCUGGGGCCCAGGUUACUUAUUGUCAGUCUGCGCAAGGUCGCUGAACAGAAAAAUACUACUUUAAAGGAAUAGUGUUUAUCAGAUGGUGGUAACACAGUGUCACUUAUUGAUCAGUAUGCUGCAUCAAGUAAACAUUCUGGUUAAAAUUUUUGCAUACUAGAAUUAUUAUGCUAUUUAAUUUUCAAUUUUCUGUUGUCUUAAUUCUGUCAUUUUGAAUUACAUUCCUUUUCAGAUUCCUUUGCAAAUUUUCCAUCAUUAUUAUCUUGUAAAGUGAGAUUGUUGCUAUUAAAUUGCAGUGGUUUCUUUCUUUAA
This is a messenger RNA of Columba livia (rock pigeon), 5457 nucleotides long. It is a transcript of the gene FAM171A1, whose product is annotated as family with sequence similarity 171 member A1. The transcript is spliced from 8 exons. NCBI's taxonomy places the organism in Eukaryota, Metazoa, Chordata, Aves, Columbiformes, Columbidae. Bases 768 to 3071 code for a protein of 767 amino acids. Gene Ontology annotation, cellular component: plasma membrane. The record is from RefSeq and is a predicted model, not a curated record. Gene Ontology annotation, biological process: stress fiber assembly; regulation of cell shape.